Notolabrus celidotus (New Zealand spotty) is the source of this 4389-nucleotide messenger RNA. RefSeq names its product zyg-11 homolog (C. elegans) (gene zyg11). NCBI's taxonomy places the organism in Eukaryota, Metazoa, Chordata, Actinopteri, Labriformes, Labridae. Gene Ontology annotation, molecular function: protein binding. Gene Ontology annotation, cellular component: Cul2-RING ubiquitin ligase complex. The coding region runs from base 370 to 2586 and encodes 738 amino acids. The transcript has 17 exons. The record is from RefSeq and is a predicted model, not a curated record.
AUUUGUGAUGUACUUCCGGUGCUGUGACCCGUGUUUACUAAACGAGAUCCGUUCGCUCCGGGUCCGAGUUCAGACUCUUCAGACGCUUCAGAGCUCCGGACUCUUCACACCUGCAUACUUUAUUUAAAAAUGACCUCAUCACGCACACUGCGACGUCACUGCGCGCCGGAUGAUGUCACUCAACCGAGACCAUAACAAGUAGCUCGCUAGCUCCGACCUAACGUUAGCCGUUUAGGGAAUUUAGCUGAGAACCAGGUCAGAACCAGGUGAGCGGAGCUAACAGGCAAACAGGCUGAUCCGUAGAGGAGGAGGAGGAGAGUCCAGGAGAGUCCUGAAGCUGAGACCUGGGCCUGCAGGCUGCUGAACACGAUGUUCCAGGACGAGGCCUCCCCGGCGGCUCUGACCGACCUGUGUCUGACCUACGUGAGCCAGAACCUGGACUGGUUCUGUGUGAAGCGGCCCGAUGGAUCGCUCUGCUUCAGAGAGGCCGUGCUGUUCCCUCAGGAGCUGGCUGACCAGCUGCUUGCCAAGAUGGCGUCUGAAGGUCUGCUGAAUGACAGCACAGUGGGAGUGUUUCGUACCUGCGAGUACCUGCGUCUGAGACGAGCGUGCGUCAGGACGGCUCGUAUCUCUGCUGAGGCCUUCCAGAAAGCUCUGUGUCCUCACAGGCUGCUGGAGCUGGACGCCGCCAGAGUCAACGCAGACCUCACCAUCCCCGACAUCCUUCAGGGCCUGGCCACCAACAAGUACUGUCAGGAGUCUCUGCAGCGGCUCGUCCUCACAGGUCUAACCAUGUCGUCCCUGGAGGAGCCAAUCAGACACCGGUUCGGCUCCCUUCAGGGCCUCCGCUCUCUCUCUCUGGCCAACGUGGACUUCUACGACUCGGGGCUGGAGGACUUGUGUUCUCUGCCUCGCCUGGAGAGUCUGGAUCUGUCCAACACGUCCGUCACCAACCUGAGCCCCCUGCUGGGCCUGAAGGAGCGUCUGCGCUCGCUCACGCUGCACCAGCUGAAGAGGCUCGAGAUGAGCACGGCACAGCUGCUGGGGGUCAUAGGUCAGCUGGAUGCGCUGCAGCACCUGGACAUCAGUGAUGAUAAACAGUUCACCUCUGACGUGGCUCGUCAGCUACUCGCUCAGCCGGGGAUUCUGCCCAACCUCGUGUCUCUGGACGUGUCGGGGAGGAAACAGGUGACGGAUGCAGUAGUCAAAGUGUUCGUGGAGGACAGACCGGGGAUGACGUUUGUGGGACUUCUGGCCACAGACGCUGGAUUCUCGGACUUCCUGUCUGGAGAGGGAAAUCUAAAGGUAACAGGAGAAGCCAACGAGACACAGAUCUGUGAGGCUCUGCGUCGCUACAGUGAGAGGGAAGGAUUCGUGAGGGAGGCUCUGUUUCAUCUCUUCAGCCUGACGCACGUCAUGGAGACUCCGCGGCCCGACAUCCUCAAGCUGGUGGUGUUGGGGAUGAAGAAUCAUCCGGCCACGCUGAACGUGCAGCUGGCAGCGAGCGCCUGCGUCUUCAACCUGACCAAACAGGACCUGGCUGCAGGGAUGCCCGUCAGGCUGCUGAGCUCCGUCACUCAGCUGCUGCUGGAAGCCAUGAGGACUUUCCCCAACCACCAGCAGCUUCAGAAGAACUGUCUGCUGUCUCUGUGCAGCGACCGCAUCCUGCAGGAGGUUCCCUUCAACAGGUUCGAAGCAGCCAAACUGGUGAUGCAGUGGCUUUGUAACCACGAGGACCAGAACAUGCAGAGGAUGGCGGUGGCGAUUAUCUCCAUCCUUGCUGCGAAGCUGAGCACGGAGCAGACGGCUCAACUGGGAGCAGAGCUGUUCAUCGUGAAGCAACUCCUCCAGAUCGUGCGUCAGAAGGCGAAUCAGGGCGUGGUGGACGCCACGUUAAAGUUCACCCUGAGCGCUCUGUGGAACCUGACCGACGAGUCGCCAACCACCUGCAGACACUUCAUCGAGAACCAGGGCCUGGACCUGUUCAUCAAAGUCCUCGAGUCCUUCCCCAACGAGUCGUCCAUCCAGCAGAAGGUUCUGGGCCUGCUGAACAACAUAGCCGAGGUGGGUGAGCUGCACGUGGAGCUGAUGGUACAGAGCUUCUUGGAUCACAUCAGCACGCUGCUGCACAGCUCGGAGGUGGAGGUGAGCUACUUCGCUGCGGGGAUCCUGGCUCACCUGACGUCCCGAGGAGAGGACGCCUGGACACUGAGCCCCGAGCUGCGAGCGUCUCUGCUGGAGCAGCUGCAUGCUGUCAUCACUAAGUGGCCCCCCCCGGACUGUGAGAUGGUGGCCUACAGGUCUUUUAACCCCUUCUUCCCCCUGCUCGAGUGUUUCCACACCCCUGGGGUCCAGCUGUGGGCGGCCUGGGCCAUGCAGCACGUCUGCAGCAAGAACGCGGCUCGGUAUUGCAGCAUGUUGCUGGAGGAGGGCGGCUUGCAGCAGCUGGAGCUGGUCCACACACACCCUCAGACGCACCGGGACGUCCGGCUGCUGGCGGAGAGCAUCCUGGAGAGUCUGCAGCGCCACCAAGCUCGCACCGGCCAGCCCGCGCACACACUCUGCAGCCGCCGCCCGCCGCAGUGACAAUCACGGUGACAUCACACAGAGAGGGUCUGCUGCAUCGGACUCAACUCAGCCGCAGAUCUUAAGUUCUGUUUCUGUCAGAGCAGGAGGACGAACACACGCACACACACAUAUACACACUCACACACACAUACACACAUAUACACACUCACACACUCACACACACUCCAUCAAGAAGGAGAAAGACUGAUUAUUUUCUCGUACACACACACACACACACACAGACACACUACAUUAUUUAUUUUUCUGUGUUUGUUUCAAAACAAAGAUCUUUGUGUGUGUUUGUAAAAGUUGAACUCAUCGGAGGAACUUUAACCUCAGUGUCUGUGUGACCUCACCUUGACCCCUUGGAGCUCCUGGGCUGCAGAGUGAAGCAUGCUGCAUCCGUCUGAAUGUUCAGGAACGUCUGCCGUGUUGUGUUCACUGACCUCACGUCCUGAAAUCAGCUGACUGGACUCUGUUGUGGUGCGUUCAGGGGAUGAACAUCGAGGAUGUAACAUGAAGAAGAGAGAAGACGAGACAAGAUCAUUAUAAUAUCACAAUAUGUCUGAUUGAACGUGUAGUCCUGCAGGAUGUGUGUGUGUGUGUGUGUGUGUGUGUGUGUGUGUGUGUGUGUGUGUGUGUGUGUGUGAGGUAGCUGCAUGUCAAAGACUGUGUGUCACCUGUACAUAACACACAGAGAGAGAGUAAUCAUGUUUGCUGAUGCAUGUUAAAGAUUUCAUUGUUUGUUCUGUAUAACGGUGAGGGGGGGGUCACACCUCACAGCAGGAGGACGAGCUGACUCAGGUGACAUGUUUGAUGUUCAGACCUCUUCUCGUCUCUGUCUGUAAAUCAGCUGAUGUUGUAAACAUGACUGAUCUCAUCAUAGGUAACCAGCUGUUCACCUGUAAUCUGAUUAAAUCUGACAGGUUGGAGCAAAUGUUCAAAAUCUGAUGUUAUAAAAAAAAACCUCAGAUCAAACCUCCGGCUUGUUGUUGAAACUUUGAUCCUAAACAUCCGGAUUAUCCUGAUCCAGCAGAGGGCACGUACAUAUACAUGUAUAUUAUACAAGGCAAACAAUACUCAGACUUGAAAACAAAAAUAAGGAAGUAGACAGUCGAAUAAAUUUGUCAAUGAAAAAAUAAUUAUAAUAAAACAUAUAUCUAUUGUAUAUUUAAAGUAGAAACAUAAUAAAUUAAUAGAAUAAGAUGUUAAAAAUAAAAUAUAUAAAUAAAUACGAAAGGCAAAUAUAAUAAUAAAAACAAACAAAAUUAAUAAACACCACUUCAAAGUUCCUGCAGUCUUCUUCUAAAGAGUCUCGUGAUGUUAUGACGUCUGUCAGCUGGUUUAUCGAUGUUUGGUUGAUCUACCUGAAGCAUCCCCUGGUGUCAGACAGUCUUAGCACAGUAUCCAGCUGUGUGGCAGCAUGUAGACCCCUCAUGCUGGUUUACCGUCCUCCGAAAAACAGACCGGACCAAUAAGAGUGUUCUUACUUUACCUCAUGAAGAUGUUUUGCCUCAUUUCAAUCUUCUUUUAUUUAAUCCAGCCGUUUGUCGGGAUCAGGAGGAUCAUGAUUUCUUAAAAGUUUUCUUCAUCUGUUUAAAAGUUUCAACACAAUCUGAGGUUUGAUCCAGAUUAAGACGGAACUGGAUUACCUGAACUAAUCUAUAAACAGUCUUCUGAUUUGUUUGUUUUAUUUCAUGCUCAGGGGAAAAGUUAAUUUACAGAGUCACACAUUGUUGGGUCAGAUAUAAAGAGGAUGAUCGUGUGUGUUAUAAAUGUUUAUAUCCUGGAUUAGAGAAAAGAAGGAGGAGCUAAAAACGA